AAGUACAGAGGCACACUACGCAGUAUCAGUUAACAAGCGGUCAAGCUUGUGUCAUAUUCGAUUCAAGUAGUAAAUGACUCGGUUGUGCGAAUUGUGGAACGUAAUCAUGCACAGUGCUAUCAUUCCAAUAUUGUGUUUACUCGCUACAAAACAGUCAGUUAGUGCGCGAUCGAUAAACGAUGAUCUCCUCACAAGUGACUUCAAAGAAAAACUAAUCGCAGAAGAAUUACAACAUUAUACAGGCGUCAAUCUAGAACUUAGUAAUGAAGAACAAAAAGUUAACGAUAUCCUAAUGAAGUACAAAUUCAAAGAAAUAGAUGAAACGUUCAUCCAUCAUUCGCCGUUGGACUUUUCCAAACAUUAUUUCACAUAUAAACACUAUAUCGAGAAAUCUCCAGUGUUCCAAAUCAUAAAGAAGAUGCCCAAAGGCGCGGCAUUGCAUAUUCAUAGUUCCACAAUGCUUCGACCAAAAGAUUUGCUUAAAUUGACCUAUGAAGACCACUUGUACGCCUGUUUUUCAUAUGACAAAUAUGUAGAUCUUCAAUUUUCUGAGAAUAUCCCAACGAGGCCUUGUGAUAUGCAGUGGGCGCUCCUCAGUGAUCUUCGUAAAAACUCACCUGAUAAUGGCAAAGACAUAGAUCAAAAAUUAAAAUCAUUCUUCACACUUUACACUAAAGAAGAAGAGCUUUUAAACUUAAAUAUAAAUCAAAUAUGGGAUAAUUUUAAUUACGUGCAUAAAUCUAUCAAAUCUCUAAUAACAUACAGGCCUGUGCGUGAAAAAUAUGUUUACAUGACUAUGGAGAGAUUUUAUGAGGACAACAUCAUGUAUGUGGAGAUCAGGACCGGGCUACAUUCAUUAUAUGAACUCAACGGAACGGAGCACCAUGGAAUGUACUUAGCCGAGUUGUACAAGCGAGUUUCAGACGAAUUUAUUAAAGAAUAUCCAGAUUUCCUUGGUCUUAAGAUAAUUUUGGCUCGAGGAAGAAUGUCAGACAUAGAUCGAAUCCAAGAAGGUUUAAUAUUUGCUGAAAAACUUAAGAAUGACAUUCCAGAAAUAUUUGUUGGUUUUGAUUUAGUCGGACAGGAAGACUUAGGAAGACCAUUAUCUGACUUUAAGCAAAUUUUGUUUGAAGCAAAAGGCCUAGAUUAUUUUUUCCAUGCUGGGGAAACAAAGUGGCUCGGUACAACGUCUGACGAAAAUUUAUUUGAUGCAUUCGAGUUAGGUUCGAAACGUAUAGGACACGGAUACGCCUUGAUUAAACACCCUUCUUUGGUCGAUCAUGUUCUUAAAAAUGACAUUCCCAUUGAAGUGAAUGUGAUAUCAAACGUUGUGUUAAAAUUAGUUAGUGAUGUAAGGAAUCAUCCUUUAGCUACGUACCUAGCUAUGGGUGUGCCUGUGGUGUUAUCCAGUGAUAAUCCUGGUGCGUGGGAGUCUGAUCCGUUGUCACAUGAUUUCUAUGUGACUUUCAUGGGUGUGGCCAGUAAAAAAGCGGAUUUAAGAUUACUUAAAACAUUAGCUUUAAAUUCCAUAAAAUAUAGUGCUCUGAAUAAAAUAAAGAAACAACAAUUAUAUGACAUAUUUGAUAAGAAAUGGAAAACAUUUUUGUCAGACGUGAUUAGAGCUAAUUGUUCAUCUUCAUAGGUAUGUAUGUAAUGUAAGUACUACCUUAUUCAUCAGCCUACCUUUAUCCCACUUUAUGUGGUAAGUAAGUAAUAACUUAUUAUAUCUAAAUAUAAGUAAUUCAAUUCAGUAAUUAAAUAAAAAUUAAUAAUACGAUCAUUUAUAUAUUUACUAUAUCUAUUACUAGUUAAUUUAGUUCCUGAAGAAAUAAAUAAUAAUAGAAGCUGAUUGCUCUUAUAGUAUAAUUAAAGCUGUAUCUAUAUUAAUGUCAUCAAUAAACCUAUCAAACGACAUGAAUAGACUGCAUGGUAGACACAAUAAACUUUUUACAUAGGUAUCUCUUGCAUCAUUUAGUCUAAAAAUAUUAAUGUACUCAGACUAUUUUAAAAGGCUGUGACGCAAUCAAUUCAAUAUAAAUUUAUUUUUAUA
Molecule: messenger RNA, 2050 nt
Organism: Plodia interpunctella (Indianmeal moth)
Lineage: Eukaryota; Metazoa; Arthropoda; Insecta; Lepidoptera; Pyralidae
Product: adenosine deaminase 2-like
Exons: 1
Coding region: 74-1642 (522 amino acids)
Biological process (GO): adenosine catabolic process; inosine biosynthetic process
Molecular function (GO): adenosine deaminase activity
Source: RefSeq, a predicted model, not a curated record